UUCUUGUUUCUGGAAAUACUCAUAGAACGAAGAGCGAGAGAGAGAGAGAGAGAGAGAAAGAGAGAGAGUUUCCUUUCCAUUUUCCAUUUUUGAUGUUAAAAAUUGAGUAAAAUUUUCUUCUUUGAGCUUAGAGAAUAGAGAGAUGAAGAAGGAUAAAGGAGUGGCAGUAGCUAAUUCUAUGAGCCCUAAUAACAGCGGAGAAGACACAGAGAAAGAUUCCCUUUUGCCCACCAUCCGAUUCUCUUCUCGAAAUGCUUCCUCCAAAUACGACUUCGUCAAGGUGAAGGUCUGGUUGGGUGACAAUGCAGAUCACUACUAUGUUCUGUCCAGAUUCUUGCUCAGCAGAAUGUUAACUGUCACUAAGAUUCCUAAUCAUGUAGCUAUCAAAAUUGCUCUUGAACUCAAGAAGUUGCUCAUAGACAACAGUCUUCUAGAUGUCUCUCAGUCUGAUUUGGAAGCUAAUUUGUUCAAGCUUAUGGAGCGACGGGGUUAUGGGGAAGAGUACAUUAAUCGUUACAAGAUGAUGACCAGAUUUCACCAUCAAAGAGUACCAUUGGUAAUUCUUGUGUGUGGAACUGCCUGUGUCGGGAAGUCUACCAUUGCUACUCAACUGGCACAAAGGCUAAAUUUGCCGAAUGUCCUACAGACAGAUAUGGUAUAUGAAUUGCUACGAACAGCAACAGAUGCGCCAUUGGCAUCUACUCCAGUAUGGGCCCGGGACUUCAGCUCUUCUGAGGAAUUAAUCACUGAAUUUUGUAGAGAGUGUAGAGUUGUUCGUAAAGGUUUGGCUGGUGAUUUGAAGAAAGCUAUGAAAGAUGGAAAACCAAUUAUAAUUGAGGGCAUACAUAUAGAUCCUAGCAUUUAUUUGAUGGAUGAUGAAAGUAAAACACCAGCUAAUGUGCCGGAAAAAUCAAAAGAGGCUAAUCAGGUAGCUGUGACAUGCGGUGAUGGUACAGAAACAGAAAUGGAAAAUAAUUCUACUAAUGUUUGUGGAAGUGACAGUAAAAAGAGCAACUGUCCCGGGCAUGUGAGCUCAGAAGAAGGGAUAUUGGCUGAUAACAUGAAUAAAGUCUCAGAUACUCUUGAAUCUCUCAGCCUAGCAGGAAGUGUCCCUGGUAGCAAAGGUGAAAGUCUUAAGGAUCCAGAGAUAAACGGAAAUGCUUCUGUUAGGAAGGAGAAGUCUGGUGCUGAACCAAUAAUUGUACCUAUAGUUCUGAAAAUGUCUGAAUUUGAUCAUAAGGCAUUACUAGAGGAGUGGAUCUCGACUCGUACAUUUAAUGAUAAAUUUCUAGUCCAGGAUAAAGAUAAGCUAAUGACCAACUUAAAGACCAUUCAGGACUAUCUUUGCUCAUUCAAGUCACAGGGUUUGACGGUUGCCAAUAUAUCAGCAACAACGUUCCCACAAACAUUGGAUUGGCUGCACAGUUAUCUUCUUCAGUGUAUUGAGCAGGGCAUUUCAUCGGAGACCAAUGAAGAUGGUAGACAACCAACUGAAAAUUAGAGCACAUGCUGAAUCCAGAGACUUUGUAACUCUAUCCGCCCCCUCGACAUUCAAGUACAACUGAAACCACCAAAAUAAGAAAAGAAAAGAAAAAGAAGAAGAAGAAAAGGUACAGCAUUGUAGUUAUGGUUAAAUAUCUUCAUCCCACAAAUCAUGAAGUGUCUUGUAUGGGCUUGUUGUUUGGUUAACAAGAAAAUCCCCUCUCAUGGUCUUGCUCUGCUCCAAAUUGUCAAUCUCAAGGAAAUCUUGGUCAUCCAACUUCAAAUCAAAGGACCCCAUGUUCUCCUUCAUCCUAUCUUUAUUAAAGCUCUUGACUAUCACGCUUGAUCCUUUCGAUAUUCCCCAUUGUAGAGCAACCUUCAUAAUUUGAAGCAAACUUUGAGUCUUUGGUAAUCUUUUGCAGAUAAAAUGUAAUUGGAUAUGGCACUCUUAGCAUGAUUUACAACUUAAUUUAUCGGUGCAUGGUAUAAAAGGACAAUUUUGGAACAAUUUCUUCCAUAUUGUAUUUGUACUUUACGUAUUAAAUUCAAUCAUAUGACUCUAUUGGUCAAAAAGUUAUAUAGUUGAAUUUAAUGGUCAAUAAGUUAUAUAAUUGAAUUUAAUGGAAAACGUUAUGUAAAAUACUUAAAGGAUUGUACCCAAGUUUUAUACUUUUCAAAUUAAA
Quercus robur (English oak) is the source of this 2165-nucleotide messenger RNA. RefSeq lists its product as uncharacterized. The transcript has 16 exons. The coding region runs from base 143 to 1501 and encodes 452 amino acids. Lineage: Eukaryota; Viridiplantae; Streptophyta; Magnoliopsida; Fagales; Fagaceae. The record is from RefSeq and is a predicted model, not a curated record.